AUGUUUAGCCUUACAAACUCCCAAUAAUAAAAUUAUGGUUUAAACUCAGAAUAGUAAAAUCCAUAUUUAUAUCUAACUAAAGAAUAGUUUAGUUUUUCUUUUUACUUUCUUAAUUUAAAAAAUAUUACUAAGGGUAUUAAAAUCCAAAAUAUUAAAGCACAAAUUGAAAAUGGAAUAGAAAAAUCUAGAUAAGAACUAUCACUGCAUUAUAUUAGUAAAUCUACAACUUAAUAACUACUAGAGCCAAUCGUACGACAACUAAGAGAUUUUGUGAAAAAUAUGAUUUAGCUAGGCUAGAAGAAAACAAAUAAGAAAUUCAGCAAAGUAUAUAUAUGA
Messenger RNA from Tetrahymena thermophila SB210, 336 nucleotides. RefSeq lists its product as hypothetical. The transcript has a single exon. NCBI's taxonomy places the organism in Eukaryota, Ciliophora, Oligohymenophorea, Hymenostomatida, Tetrahymenidae. The record is from RefSeq and is a predicted model, not a curated record.